GCUCAUAUCGUGCCGCGGCGCGAAUCAAGUAACACCUUGCAUAUUUACUCACUUCACGCAACAUAAACAUUGCACUUGUCUCGUGUCAACAGUAUUGUUAUUUAAAUUUUUUAUUAUUCUACUCGUUACAAUAUUAUUACAAUAUCAAACUAUUAUUGUUAUUCGUGAAAACACGAUGUCCUUUUUUCGGGGUCUGUGGAAAAGCAGCUCGAAACAUAAGAAGUUGUGCGAGGAAUGGGCGUUGGCGAAUAGCAGAGAGUGCGUCGACAAUGGAAGCAGUAAAAUUGGCAGUGGAAGUAGGAAUUCACUGAGGCAUGAUGAUAAUGAUGAAACGAGCGAGGCGACAUUUACCCUGAAAUAUUUGGGUAGUACAUUGGUGGAGACACCGUCUAGUGAAGAGGCCACCGCUGAGGCAAUCAAGACGGUCAUUACCAUGGCUAAAGCCAGCGGAAAAAAAUUACAACGGGUUGCUCUCGCAGUGAGUUUACGAGGUAUUCGAAUGACCGAUUUGGCCACUGAGGAAGAUCAACUUCAAGUUUCAAUAUACAGAAUUUCUUACUGUUCAGCAGACGCGACCCACGAUCAUGUGUUUGCAUUCAUCGCAACAAAUUUGAAUGAAACCAUGGAAUGUCAUGCAUUUUUGUGCCCAAAACGUAAAAUGGCACAGACGGUAACUCUGACCGUAGCUCAGGCAUUUAAUACGGCUUAUGAAGCCUGGCUGCAGUCUCAAUCAGAACCAAGGAUUCAUCACACCUUAGACAAAAGCCCUAGUUCCAGUGAAUUAGCAACUGGAAAUUCAAUAAUUGAAAAUGAUAAAUCAUUAAUUAAAUCGAGUGACGCAGAUAAACCAGGAAAUGACAGCAAACAGAAAAAUGAAAAGAAUUUACUUAUUGAUUUGUCCAAUGAAGUCAAGUCUACUGAUAAAUCUUGGGUUUGCUUCGAAGACGAGGCUACGGAAAUAAAAAAAGUACCAAAAAAAACGAGCAACAAUAACAUACCGAUGACAACAAUAAGACACGCGAGCAGCACAAAUCAUCAUGUUGUACCGAGACCGUCACCAGGUUUCAAAGUACAAAAUGCCUGGGGUGAAUCACGAUCUGUCGACCUCAUAUGCUCGUAGCAUACGUAGCCGAAGGCUGACAGCUUCACAGAUGUACCACUGAUUACUGGUCUCUGGAAGCAUUUGUCUCUCGAUGGCCAAACUAAAAUUCUACAGUCCCCGAUUAAUAAUCAAUCUCGGAAUAAUUCUUCUGCUCAUAAAAAAUAAUAUCAAUUUUUCAUCUCAAUACUUAACGUUCAUUUACCCGGGAAAAAAAAAUUAUAUAGGGGAGUGGGGGGCAGAGUGGGCCCCUUAAGGAAAAUAAUUAUAAUGUCAUUAAUUUUUUUUACGCGUUUACUUCUUUUUAGACCCUUGAUACUUAAUUUCACUUCAUUAUGAUGCGUCUAUUAAAAUUGAAAAAUCGAAAAUUAGGGGCAAAGUGGGCCAUCAAAAAAAUUUCGGAUUUGAUUUUUUUUAUUCUUUACAGGUGUGAUAAUUGCAAAUUACUAUAAAACAAUUGUAAUUUAAUAAUAAAAAAAAUCAUUUUAAUAGUCUGCUGCGAAAUACCUUUAAAACGUAAUUUUAUUAUCUUUAAUUUUCUUAAUAAAUUAUAUUUAAUGAACAGUUUUGGUGGUUUAUUUUAGCCCCCAUUACAUAAGAAAUUUCGAUAAGCUUAUUAUCCGUCCGAAUUUAUUCACGUACAGAAAAUUUUGAGGGGCCCACUUUGUCCCCAUAUUUUUUGAAGUUUUAAAAAUUUUAAGGGGCCUACUUUGUCUCUAGGGGCUCACUUUGCCCCCUCCUCCCCUAUAAACUUUUAUAUGAUUAUAUAUUAAUUUUUUCCCGGGAAUUUUCUUGUUUCAGUUAUAUAUAUUUAGAAUAAUAUAAAUUUUAAUAAUUUCUUUUUCUAUAAUAAUAAUAAUUAAGAAUUAAUUUUAAUGUAUCAUUAAAAAAAAAGUUAUUGAUUUAACGAAAUGUAAAAUAAUUUAAUGAUAAUUAAUUAUAAAAAUUUGAUUAUGUAAUUAAGAUAAAAAACAUAUGUUAGUAAUUAUGUAUCUAGAUUGUAAUUAAUAGAACAAAGUAAAAGCUAAACAUGUAAUUUUGAAUGAACUAAUUUUAAUGAUUUAUGAAUGAUAUAUUUAAUCGAAAUUAGUUUAUUUAAAAAAAUUCAUAUUAGCGCUGGUAAAUCAAAGAGAUUUAAAUAUUAGUAGUUGUAAUAAUCUUUGCAACUUAAAAUAAAAAAGAUUUUUUUUUUUGGUAAUUUUUAUUAAUCAAUUGAUAGUUAUACUAAUGGGAUAUUUUAAAAUUGUGAAGCAUAAAAUGAUAAUUUGAUGUGAGUAAAUAAAUGGCUGUGUUUGUAGGAAAAUUAUAAAUUAGAAAAAGAAGGUAACUAUAAAUUUUAGUUUUAGGAUGAAUUGUUAGUAUGUAUAUUAAUGUGUGAGUGUAAAAAAUACCACGAUAUCAUUAAUUAUAAGUUUUAAGUUUGUAAUUAAUUUUUAUAAUUUUACUAAUAUUCAUUUUUUAUCGUUUAGUGAUAUAAGAGAUUAUCUAUUAUAAAUAUAUACUGAUAUAUAUAUAUAUUAGUUUAAUUGUAAGAGGGAUCGAUUUAAUAAACAAUAUACGCAUAUCUAUAAUUUUAAACAAAGAAAAAAAUAAAUAUAUAAAAUAAAAUAAA
Molecule: messenger RNA, 2711 nt
Organism: Microplitis mediator
Lineage: Eukaryota; Metazoa; Arthropoda; Insecta; Hymenoptera; Braconidae
Product: low density lipoprotein receptor adapter protein 1-B-like
Exons: 6
Coding region: 176-1120 (314 amino acids)
Source: RefSeq, a predicted model, not a curated record